Molecule: messenger RNA, 2772 nt
Organism: Cadophora gregata
Lineage: Eukaryota; Fungi; Ascomycota; Leotiomycetes; Helotiales; Ploettnerulaceae
Exons: 4
Coding region: 721-1821 (366 amino acids)
Molecular function (GO): oxidoreductase activity
Source: RefSeq, a predicted model, not a curated record
GUCUUAAAGCUAUCAAGAAUCUAAACACGCAAGAUCUUAGCUCCAGGACCAGGAGGACACUAUCCUGCUCCACCAUAUCUUCAGAUCAAACCAUCAAUCAGCGUCUGACAGGACGAGAUCCCUUCUCACACCAGGCAAUAUGCAUGCAAGUAUGUGGGUUCCUCCCCGAGCGUCUCUCCUCUUUCUGAUCACGAUCGUAAUAAUCGACGAGAAUCAUGGAUGGCAAAGAGUGAGAAAGUUGACCCCACAUGGCAUAUGCAUGCACCUCCUGUACUACCCCGCGCCUCGCCAAGAAAAGUUCCCACAGGGGUCUUUCCCUCCCUCUCGCUACUUGUACCUACCUCAGGGGAGGAAGAGGGGUGUAGGGUAAGAGCCAGGGAUCGGGAAUCCUCCUUUUUGACGACGCCUUGUGCUUUGUGUCUGAUGGGAAAGGAGGAUGGAUGAGUGGGUGGGUAAAAUUGGUUGGGGAAGGUGGUGGAGGAAAGUAAACUUUUAUGUGGAUGAUGAUGUGGAGAGAAGAGGGACCUAGUAGGUGAGGACUUGAUAUCUUCGAAACAAAUAUAGAAAUUCUGAUUAGGACACUCAUGCAAGAGAGAGCAGACACAAGCGAGAAAUAAACAACGACCACAGCAAAUCUCACGACCACCCUAUCGGAUAAGUUAUCAGUUAAUAAGCAGAAUAAAACCUACCAAGACAGAGCUCUGGAGCAUAAGAAAAAUAAUGGCACAUAUCCAGAUCAAUGACUCUCACUUCCGUACUCUUAAAGACAAAGUCGUCGUCUUAACAGGAGGAGCAAACGGCAUUGGCCGUGCUGCCGUGAGGCUGUUCCAUGAACACGGCUCCUCCAUCCUCUUCGGCGACACAAACACCCCCCUCGGCGUCGCCCUCGAAACAGAGAUCUCCUCCCCCCGCGCGAGAUUCCUCCUCUGCGACGUGACGUCCUAUUCGUCUCAACUGGAACUCUUCCGAACCGCGAUUAAACUCUUUGGGAGGAUUGAUAUCGUGGUUGCGAAUGCGGGGAUUUCGGUCCCGAGGGAUCCGUUUGUUUUUAUGGAUGGUGAUGGUGAUGGUGAUGGUGGGGAUGGUGAGGGAGAAAAGGGUGAAGGAGGAGAGGAGGAAAUUGAGAGGGAGUUCCCGACUGGGGAGAUUGAUGUUAAUCUGAAGGGGUGUUUGUUUACGGCGAGGAUUGGGAUGUUUUAUUUGAGGAGGAAUGGGAGAUUUGCUCGAGGGGGAGGUGAUGUGGGAGGAGGAGGAGGAGGAGGAGGAGGAGGAGGGGAUUUGGUGCUGGUGAGUAGUAUUGCGGGGUUUAAGGAGAGUACCGGGUUGGCGGUUUACACGGCUAGUAAGCAUGGGGUUUUGGGAUUGUUGAGGGGGGUGAGGGUUCAGGCUGGGAGGGAGGGGGUUAGGGUUAAUGCUGUUUGUCCAUGGAUGACUAGAACAGCAAUGGUAGCCGGCAUCGAAUCCGGCUGGAGAGAGCUCCAACUCCCCGAAAACGACCCCACCGACGUCGCGAAAUCCAUCCUCAUCUGCGCGACCGCAAACCGCUCCCUCCCUUCCCCCUCUCCUCUUCCUUCUACCCAGCCCUCCUCCACCUCCACAUCUAACUCAGAUCCAAGCAGCAGUACCAACCACGCAGGAGUCAACCUCCCUUUCUCAGGCAAGAUCCUCUUCGUAGCUGGCGGCCAGAGUUAUGAGAUUGAAGAUAAGAUGGUGGAGUUGGAGCCGGUCUGGUUGGGGAAGGAGAAUAGUGAGGAUUUGGAGAGGGGACAGGAGUUUUUGAUGAGGGAGGGGACGAGUUGGGAUACGAGUUUGGGAAAGUAGGUUUGGGGAAGUGAGAUGGUGGAAAGGGGAGGGAUGGAAAGAGUGUGAGGGGGUGUAUAUGGGUGUGUGUUUAUGUGAGGAGCGAGGAGGGGGGAUUCGAGGGAUGACUGGAAUGAUAAGCCAUGGGUUAGCAUGAAUAGUUUACGUGUUGAAUUGGGCACAGUACUUUUCGUGGUCAAGGCUUCACGUCUUGCUCCGAACCGAAUACAAAAAUAUCAUUCUAUCAUUCUACAGGUGGCCCCUCCCCCCUUUGCCACUUUUUGUCCUCUUCUACGCUGUCCCGUGGAACGAUUCCUUCUUAUGACUGGUCAUUUAACUAGGAGAGUGUAUCACAUCACAUCCACUCAGACUUUAUUUCCAGACGCGAAAUCCACCCUUCCACUGUCGAGUCUUUUGCCCUUUGGUCAGUGUUUAUGAAACUUGUGCCUCUGUUGCUUCCCGGCGUUCCUUUGGCUUGCGUGGCUGUUUCGUAGGGGUUAAUUGGGUUUUUCCAUUCUGAGGGGCGGGUUAGACACCGCGAGGGCGAAGGACGAAGAGAAUGAGAACUGGUAAAUAGACUUGACCGAAAAGUAGAUGGUAGGAAGUGAAGUAAGAAAAAUGAAACAAAUGCGACGAAUAGGAAUGAGGCCAGCUUCCACACUUUCCACUCAACCUAAAUAACCCCUGGGGAAGCGUAAUCGGGUACCGCAAUCUGAGAUGUGGGUAAGAGUGCAUUGAGUAUGUGAUUGAUGAGCGGAGGAGGGCAGAAACUAUACGGUAGAUGAGGCACAGCACAGUGACAGCAAAUCAGGAGGUUUGGUGGAUUUGAAAGGGAGUGUUUGAGUUGAUAGAGGGUUACAGUCGGGUAGUAUUUGUAUGCUUGUCUGUUGGGAGGGAAGGUUAAAAAACACCAGGAUUAGGAUUACGAAACGUUGACAUAAAAGUUAAAUACAAUUUUCUGUCAUAUGUAAG